Aspergillus puulaauensis is the source of this 909-nucleotide messenger RNA. RefSeq names its product dihydrodipicolinate synthase family protein. The record is from RefSeq and is a predicted model, not a curated record. Gene Ontology annotation, molecular function: N-acetylneuraminate lyase activity. Gene Ontology annotation, biological process: N-acetylneuraminate catabolic process. Lineage: Eukaryota; Fungi; Ascomycota; Eurotiomycetes; Eurotiales; Aspergillaceae. Bases 1 to 909 code for a protein of 302 amino acids. Gene Ontology annotation, cellular component: cytosol. The transcript has a single exon.
AUGACUCAACCUCAAGAACUCCGGGGCAUUAUGGUCGCCCUGAUCACGCCCUUCACAGCCGACCAGUCAGCAGUUGACUAUAAAGCUCUCGAUCAGCACGUGAACCGCCUCAUCGACGCAGGAGUCCACGGUCUCGUUCCCGGCGGAAGCACCGGCGAGUUCACGGCUCUUACCACGCAAGAGCGAAAAGACACGCUAGAACAAACCAUCAAAUCCGCUAACGGCCGCGUCCCUGUCAUCGCUGGAAUUGGAGACCUCUCUACAACAAAGACUCUUGACCUGGCGAAACACGCAGCGGCUGCUGGAGCGGCUGCCCUCAUGGUUGUACCGCCUUUCUAUGACGCCGUCAACCUUACAGAGUUGCGUGCCAUGCUGAAGGAAAUAUAUGAUGUCUCGAAGCUCCCGCUUGCCUAUUAUAACAUUCCAUCCGCCUCGGGCGUUUCAUUGACUCCGCCUGAGAUUGCGUCGCUGAGUGACGUUGGGGUGAAAUACCUGAAGGAUACAUCUGGAAAUGGCCCCGCCCUGACUGAGCUGUUGUUCAGCAAGCAGAUUAAGAGCGCAGUAACCAGUUUCAACGGCUGGGAUACUCUAACAUUCUACGGCCUCGCUGCUGGCGCCAAGGGUAGUAUCUGGGGUGCUACUAAUAUAGUACCGGAACUGUCCAUGCAACUGUGGGAUGCUGUUGCUGUUCAGAAGGAUCUAGAGAAAGGCCGUGAGAUCUGGGAGAAGAUAUUCCCGAUCUGCAAGAUUUUGGAAUCUGGGAACUACGGUGCUGGUGUGAAAACGGGGAUGGAGCUGCGUGGGUGGAAGACUGGGGGGCUGAGGAAGCCGUUUGUUAUGCAUGAGGGGCAGUUGAAGAGCGACCUGGCAGUGGCGCUUAAGGGUGCUGGAAUUAAUGUUGUUGCAUAA